AUGAAAAGGUCCAGGAUAAGACAGCACUCCCCCAUCUACCUGAGUCCUUCACCUUCACCCGAGAGGGAACUGUCACCACCCAGUCCGGCUUCAGCUGUCCUGGACUGGGAAUACACCACGAUCAUGUCGAGGUCGAGACCCACCAGCGGGGCCUUGAUGCCCGGCGCCGUCAUCUUAACACCACCCACUCUCUCGGAGAUUCUCUCGAACACCUCUAUGCCGCCAUGGACACUAGCAGCAUUCAUGGCAUACCUCUCUCAGAACCACUGUCUGGAGACCCUAGAAUUCACUAUGGACGCCGACAGAUAUCGCAAGGCAUACGAGCAGAUCAUCACCAACCAGGAAUGGAUCGGCGAUGGUAAAGAGCAUGUCUGCUCAUUGUGGGAGAAGCUCAUGCAAGCAUACAUCAUUCCAUACGCGCCGCGCGAGGUUAAUCUUCCUUCGCCCGUGCGGAAUCAUCUUACGAACCUGGACUGCUCCUCCGCCCCACCUCCUCCAAGUGAACUCGACGACGCCGUCAGAAUCGUCUACGAGCUCAUGAACGAUUCUGUACUUGUUCCCUUCAUCGAGUCGGUCCAACCGGGCCAUGGCGAUUGCCGUACGGCGGAGGACGAAGGCCGACCUGGUCGCCUGCGCCUUCGGGCCGAGGGUGCUGGGGCUAGGUCAGAAGAGCCCGUGAAGUCUCCCAAGUUCCUACCCCAGCUGACUUUGGGUCGCAGUGGUGCCACAAGUCGAUCGGCUUCUGCGUCUGGCGAACACGCUGAACGCGAGGGAUUGACAGAUGAUAGUGGAAGCGCUGUUUCUCCUGGCACAGAGCCAAUGACUCCUCCCACUACUCCGCCAACUUCAGACUGGACAUUCACGACAUCAUCUUCUCACCUCCCUCUGGACGGCUUCUCACGUGUCCGUCACCUUUUCAACCCGUGGGAGGAGCCUCAUCCAGGCAAACGACUACCUCUCGCGGCGUCAGAGGCCGGCAGUGAAAUUAAGAAGGUUGCUUUUGCUGGUCCACAACACAUCAAUAAUGGUGGAUGCAAAGGUGGCAUGGCCGCAAAGGAAUUCAGCGCUUACCACAACCCACGGCCCUGGAUGGUACGACGCCCUAUUCGAGUUCGGUCGCGAACCAACACUCCCGCUCCCUUGAGGAUCACCACGGAGAUAUCCGAAGACGCCAAGUUGAAGCCCAUUUCUGUUCAAAACAUGGGAAUCACUCCUCCUGCGGCACCCACUCUGGCCAUGCCUCCUGCUGUGCCAGAAGAUUCUGGCGAACCGACAGGCAGAGGUGUUUGCGACGAGCUCACUACCAAGGAAGUCGAUGCAAGCCAGCUGCCUCUACCCGUAUCUCCGCCAAUCGAUUGUCGGUUCACGGACUUUUCGAACCUGCUGGACAUCAACGUUCAUCCUCCACCAGAGGAUGAGGCCGUUGCAAUGGCUCACGACGAGCCUGUAUCGUAUUGCCAUGCCGCACCCGACGAGGAUCUCUAUGGGUGGGAUGCUGAGCUUGAGCGCCAAAGCCAGCAAAGCAGCCCGAUUUUACCGUGCUCUUGCGACGAUGAUUACCAAUACCGACGGACGAGCAUGACGAAGCGUAGCCUCUUGCACCGAGUCUUCAGCAUGGCAGGUUCACCCAAAGAUAUCAACAUUGAGGUGCGCAGAGCUAGCAGCACCUCCAGCUAG
Messenger RNA from Colletotrichum lupini, 1677 nucleotides. RefSeq lists its product as uncharacterized. The record is from RefSeq and is a predicted model, not a curated record. The coding region runs from base 1 to 1677 and encodes 558 amino acids. The transcript is spliced from 2 exons. NCBI's taxonomy places the organism in Eukaryota, Fungi, Ascomycota, Sordariomycetes, Glomerellales, Glomerellaceae.